This is a messenger RNA of Coccinella septempunctata (seven-spotted ladybird), 2112 nucleotides long. RefSeq lists its product as uncharacterized. Gene Ontology annotation, cellular component: nucleus. Bases 129 to 1889 code for a protein of 586 amino acids. The transcript has 8 exons. NCBI's taxonomy places the organism in Eukaryota, Metazoa, Arthropoda, Insecta, Coleoptera, Coccinellidae. The record is from RefSeq and is a predicted model, not a curated record.
CUACUUCUUUGGUUAUCCCUUUAUCUGUGGUUUAUGCCCUGUUAUGUUGUUGAUAUUUGGUUUAUUUAAAUUUCAAAGUGAUCCCUAUAUUAAUUUGUAGCCAAUAUUAUUGGUUCCAUGAAUAGAUUAUGGACGAAAUGAAUGACAAUAGUUUUUCUAAAAAAAGGAAAAAAUCCUUCGCGAAUGACCGCCUGAAAAGAUUGAGGACAAGCAUAAAUAGUGAUUCUACAUCAUCACAAUCCCCUGAUAUUCCAAAAUUAACUGUAACUCAAUCUGUUAAAAGCAGCAUUCCCAACAAUCCGCAAGGAUUUCAGGAGAGGAAAAGACUUAAGCCUGUAAGAAAACUUAAAACUAAUGAUAAUGAAAGAUAUUUAGAAAUCGCCAAUAAACCAAAACAAAAUGAUACAAGUAUUGUUAAUGAACAAUCUGAUGAAUCAGAUUCAUAUGCCCCAAAACGACGAAAAAUAGAUGUACCCAAGUCACUAUCAGAACCAUCUUCUGGAAAGAACAGUUUUUCCGCUUCUCUGAAAGAUUUUAAUGGAAAUGCAUCACUAGUCCAUAAGACUUCUAAGAAAUGGACACAAGACCAAGAAAAAUUAGUUUCAUCAAAGUGUUCUAGUACACCAAACAGAAAUGAUAUAAGUUUGACAACAAAUAAAGCUUCUGUUGCCCCCCCUGACACAACUCGGCCAACAACUUCAAGAGAUAAUAAUGAAAGCUCAGUGAGUUCACGAUUAGCAUCAAUAAAAAGUGGCACAUCAAAAUUCUCAGAAAUUUGUUCGUCUAAAACAAAGUUUGAAUAUCAAUACAACAAACAAACACCAGACACUAAUAAAAAUUCAGGUUCAAAUGGUGAACAUGGUUUGCAGAUGAAUACAAAGCAGUACUUUGGAGAAGCUUUAAAUUCAGUGUACAAUAAAUUAUUUGGUACCCAGCAAGAUUCUAAAAAUAAAGGACAAGAAGCUAAUGAGAAUGCAGAUUUAAUGGACUGGGAACCAGAUGAUGGAUUUCCCUCAAAUGUACCAGAAAAAGGCAUCGAAAAAUCAAGCCGGGAAAUGUAUAUUAUUGUGGAUACAAAUAUAUUUCUAGAUAGUCUAAGUUUCCUUGAAGGAAUUAUCAAGUACGGAUCAAAUGAUGGAAUUAAGCCUGUGAUAUAUGUACCUUGGAUGGUUUUUAAUGAAUUGGAUUUCAUAAAAGAUAAUAGAUCGAGUGGUUUAAAAUCUGUUGCAAGUAAAGCCAUAGAUUUUAUAAAUAAGAUGCUCACACAGAAGGAUGGAAAAUUGAUUGGACAAAGUAUUUUCGAAGCAAAUAAUCAAAUGUAUGUAGGUAAAUCUCCUGAUGAUAAAAUCACUUCGUGCUGUCUCCAAGUUAAAGCGAAAGGUUUGAAUGCUAUGCUCCUCUCAAAUGACAAGAAUCUAAGGAAUAAACUCAUUAUUAAUGGAAUACCAAGCUUCUCCUGCAGCGAUUUCUUGAAAAAUUUUGAUGAAAAGUCGCCCCAUAAGGAUAAUUUGAACGUAUUGCUGGAUGAGAUGAGCAAAUGCUGUACAUGUAUUAUAACAGAUUGUUGUGAAGAAGCAUACGGUGCAGUUUGGAAUAAACUUGCCUUGCUUGAUAAACAACCUUGGUCAUUUAAAAUCUGCUUGGAAAUUUUCAAAAAAUAUUGGUUUGCUGUGUUCAGAGAGAAGUUUCUAAAACAGUUCUUGAAAACUGUGGAAAAAAUGAUUUCUGUUCUGAAUAAUUCAGGUUCCCUUAAGAAUCCCGGAUCGUUUGAAUCCUUUGCUAAUGACUGUUUAUCCUUAUGUUUCUUCAUGACUGACUUGGAACAACAUAAGGGUCUUAUUCAGGCAACAACCAAAAAAAUAAAUUCAAUGGUUAGCCAAAAGUCGUAACGUAAUUGAAAUGAAUUUUAUUGCAUAUUUAUGUAUUAUUUCAAUAUCUAAGAAUAUUUAAGUUAUACUGAAAAUCUAAAUUAUCAUUUUAUUUCGCAUUGUAUAUUUGCUGUUUGCAUUGGAAAUUACAAGUGUUUUAGGAUUAGUUUUUGUUUGAUAAAUUAUUUUUGUUUGAACUGUAUAUUCCAAUGGAAAAUGUGAUAAAAAUAUAUUUUUUCAGUUA